Molecule: messenger RNA, 1623 nt
Organism: Peronospora farinosa
Lineage: Eukaryota; Oomycota; Peronosporomycetes; Peronosporales; Peronosporaceae
Source: the annotation of a GenBank genome assembly
AUGGUGGUGCCCCAGCUACCCCCGGCCUUCAACACGUUCAACUCGUCGCAGGACUUCAAUACGAGCGGUAUCUCGUUCGAUGACGAGGGCGGCCGCUUUGUGGCGGGGGAGCAAUUUUACAACCACGAAAAGUACGGGAGUCUCCGCAAAGGAGGUGCUGUAGCCUUUCUGUCUAUGGAAUGCCUGGGUCUCGUAGCUGCUACUUUUACUUCCGUGUUGUCGUACCAAGCUCUGCUCGUGCUAGUGCAGCCAAUGUACAAGACCCAGUUGAGCCUAAGCUCGACGGAGAUUAUUGCUGUCGAGCGAUUAAUCAAGAUGCCUAUGGUGCUGAGUUUCCUGGUCGGUCUCCUGUCCGACUGCUACCCGAUCAUGGGUCUACGUCGUAAAGGUUACAUGAUCCUCGGGUGUGUCAUUAAUGCCGCCGCAGUGUUUGCUAUCGCCGGUGUAAGUGCAUAUCUUGGUAAUGAUGCGACCGCUAGUGAAGAUCUGGUGGUGCUCGCGCUCGUUCUAGUUGCUCUGGCUAGAAUCGGCUGCAUCAUCACCUACGUGUGCGUCCAAACUCGACUAGUCGAGUAUUCCCAGCGCGAAUCUCUGCGUGACCGCGGUGUAAUUCAAGUGUCGUAUUUGAUCUUCCGUCGCGUUGUGUCUAUCUUCACGUCGAUGUUGUCGUUUCUAGCUUUAGGCACAAAUUCGGAGCCAAACAUUUCGAUAUCGACAGCUUUGAUCAUCCUCGGAGUGACCUCGAUCCUACCGUUGCCGCUUGUUUUCCGCUACUGGAACGACGAAGCGCACUCGUUCAACGCGUCCAUGACGAUUCGCUAUCAAACUUUGUGGAAGAUCAUGCAGCAGAAGGCUGUGUGGCGGAUACUCGCCUUCAUUUGUUUUUUUACGUUGUUCUUAGGCAUCAAGUUUAGCGACUCGAUGGGUGUCAUUAGCAAGUGGGCAGGUGCCAAUCAGGACAACUCGCUUCUUGUAAAAACUAUCGAAGACUUUGUGAUGAUCGGCACUGUGCUCGUAUGGCGCUGCGUGUUCAUCAACCGUCUGUGGCCUACUUUCUUUGCGUUGGCGCCUGCUUUCCAGAUUUUACCCAACCUUUUCGUGUCACUAAUGGUAGCGCUCGACGUAGUGCGUAACCGCUACUUCUACCGAAUUUUCCAGACCGUGACGUACGUCGCGGAUGGUAUUGGUCUAUUAAAUUCGAUUGUACCCGUGACGGAGAUUGCUCAAGAGGGCUCCGAAGGUACUUUGGUGGGUCUCACACUCACUUUGCAACAUUGCGUGAACACUUUCAUCGCCUCAAAUGUUCACGGUCCUUUUCACGGAUCCAACUAUUACAGCACGGCCGCAGUAGCCUCUGACACGUCGGACGCGCGUUGGGAUGUAUUGUUGUCACUGUUCCUUAACUUCGCGUUGAAUGCUUUGGCUUGGGCUGGACUCUUUUUCCUCCCUUCUCAGAAGCUGGACGCGCAGCAGCUACGAAUGUACGGCGGGUUUACAAAGGGUGCCAGUGGUGGAAUCCUCGCCUUUGGUCUGGUACUGUUUAUCUAUUCGUUAGUGGUAUCCCUCAUGACGCUCAUCCCGUCCACCUCGUGUGUCACCUUUGUCGGUGGCACCGGCUGCUAG